Molecule: messenger RNA, 1665 nt
Organism: Lasiosphaeria miniovina
Lineage: Eukaryota; Fungi; Ascomycota; Sordariomycetes; Sordariales; Lasiosphaeriaceae
Product: amino acid/polyamine transporter I
Exons: 4
Coding region: 1-1665 (554 amino acids)
Biological process (GO): amino acid transmembrane transport
Cellular component (GO): membrane
Molecular function (GO): L-amino acid transmembrane transporter activity
Source: RefSeq, a predicted model, not a curated record
AUGUCUUCAGAGACGCCCGCUUCUGUUGACGGCGAGCGGACGGCACUCCUCAGCAGCCAACACCCCCCGACACAUGACGCCGACGCCGACGCCGACGUCGACGUCGACGACAUCGCGAGCGCGGAGCCGUCUCUGAAUGGGACAAACGGAUGCGACUCUGAGCACGGCGUCGUCGGCGGCACUUUUUCACGCAACCUAGGCGCCCUCGAGGCGUUUGCUAUCGUCAUUAGCAUCGUCAUCGGGAGUGGCGUUUUUACCUCGCCCGGCUCCAUCGACACCAAUGUGCCGUCGCCCGGCGCGGCCUUGAUUGUGUGGCUCAUUGGCGGCGUCCUGGCCUGGUCUGGCGCCAUGACGAUGGCCGAGCUAGGCACGGCGAUCCCGGGAGAAGGCGGCGUGCAGCCGUACCUCAAGUACAUUUUCGGAGACGCGUUCGGGUUCCUGGCCGCGUGGACGUGGAUCGUGGCCGUCAUGCCCGCCACGCUCGCCAUUCUCAGUAUUGUCUUCGUCGAGAGCAUCUACUCCGCCGUCGGCGUGACGGGCGAGGGCGACAGGCUGGUGCACAAGGUCCUGUCCAUCUUGGUUCUGUCGGUCAUCGGCGUCGCCAAUUCCAUCAGCACCAAGGCCAGCACCGGGCUCAACAACUUUUUCGUCGUCGUCAAGUUCGUCACCAUUGCGGCCGUUGUCGUGACCGGGGUUGCCGUGAUAAUCCUGCAUUCGUCUGCGCCAGACCGGGACGUCGGCGGCGGUGAUUGGUUCAAGAAAUCCUGGUUUGCCUUCCGCGACAGUAUCAACCCUGAUGGCAGCAUAACCGACUGGACGCGUUUGAGCCAGUGGGAGAUGUUUGGGCACUAUUCAGCGGCGCUUUACGCCGCACUGUGGGCGUAUUCUGGCUGGGACAAGGCAAUCUACAUCUCGGCAGAACUCUCGACGCCAGCGGUCCAGCUCCCACUCGCCAUAAACACCGCCCUCCCGACCAUCAUCGUCUGCUUCAUCACCGCAAACGCCGCCUACUAUAUCUUGUUGCCCUGGAAUGUUGUUUCCACCUCUGACAGCGUGGCAGUGACCGCCUUUAGUACUCUCCUUGGCCCCGGUUUCGGAAUACUAGCAGCCGUCUUCAUCUGCCUCGUCGUCGCGGGAUCCCUGCUGGGCAACUCGUUUGUGGCCGGCCGCAUGGCGGUUGCAGCGGCGAACAUGGAGUGGUUUCCCGAGGUUUUCAGUAUCGUCGGACGCGCCGGCAUCAAGAGGACCGCGGACGACGAUACUGCUGCACCUGCGGAAAACGGCCUCGUUGCCCCCAGAGCUUCAAAAUCUGACGCCCCCAUCAACUCCAUCAUUCUCUCGACGGCCCUCGCGGCCCUGUACAUUCUGUUUGGCAACUUCCGAGCGCUGCUGACAUUCAACGGGCUUGGCGAGUUUACCUUUUUCUUCCUGACGGUCGUCGGCGCGAUUUUCCUGCGGUUUCGCGAGCCCGGCCUUGCCCGGCCGUACAAGCCUACGAUUCUGAUCCCCGUCAUCUUCUCGCUGGUGAGCGGCUUCGUGGUCGUGCGGGGAGCCGCAUUCGCUCCCACCCAGGCUAUCAUUCUCCUUGGUCUCUGGAUCCUAGGGCUGGCCUUUUAUUGGGCUAGAAAAGCAUAUCAAAGGCGGUCAGGGGUCGUUAGCUCCUGA